CCGCCGUCCCGCUGCAGCGCUCGCGAUGGGCGCCCAGGACCGGCCGCAGUGCCACUUCGACAUCGAGAUCAACCGGGAGCCGGUUGGUCGGAUUAUGUUUCAGCUCUUCUCAGACAUAUGUCCAAAAACAUGCAAAAACUUCCUAUGCCUGUGCUCAGGGGAGAAAGGCCUUGGGAAAACAACUGGGAAGAAGUUAUGUUAUAAAGGUUCUACAUUCCACCGUGUGGUUAAAAACUUUAUGAUUCAGGGUGGGGACUUCAGUGAAGGUAAUGGAAAAGGUGGAGAAUCGAUUUAUGGUGGAUACUUUAAAGAUGAAAACUUUAUUCUCAAACAUGACAGAGCGUUCCUUUUGUCAAUGGCAAAUCGAGGGAAACAUACCAAUGGUUCCCAGUUUUUCAUAACUACAAAGCCUGCUCCACACCUGGACGGGGUUCAUGUUGUCUUUGGACUGGUUAUAUCUGGUUUUGAAGUAAUUGAACAGAUUGAAAAUCUGAAAACGGAUGCUGCAAGCAGACCUUAUGCUGAUGUCCGAGUUAUUGACUGUGGGGUGCUUGCCACAAAAUUGACAAAAGAUGUUUUUGAGAAAAAAAGGAAGAAACCGACACAUUCAGAAGACUCGGACUCUUCUUCCAAUUCCUCUUCCUCUUCAGAAUCAUCCUCAGAAAGUGAAGUUGAACGAGAGAGAAUCAGGAGGAGGAGACAUAAGAGGAGGCCAAAAGUCAGACAUACUAAAAAGAGACGGAAAGAAAUGAGCAGUUCAGAAGAAGCGAGGAGGAAGCGCACAGUAAGCCCUGAAGGUUAUUCUGAGAGGAGUGAUGUGAAUGAAAAAAGAUCAGGUGACUCAAACGCCAAAAGAGAAAAGCCUGUUGUCCGCCCGGAAGAGAUUCCUCCAGUUCCUGAGAACCGAUUUUUACUUAGAAGAGAUAUGCCUGCUAUCGCUGUGGAGCCUGAACAGAACAUUCCAGACGUUGCACCUGUUGUAAAUGAUCAGAAGCCAUCUGUAUCAAAGUCUGGACGGAAAAUCAAAGGAAGGGGCACAAUUCGAUAUCACACACCUCCAAGGUCAAGAUCCCACUCUGAGUCGGAAGACGAUGACAGCAGCGAAACCCCUCCUCACUGGAAGGAGGAGAUGCAGAGACUGAGAGCCUACAGGCCGCCGAGCGGAGAGAAGUGGAGCAAAGGAGACAAGCUAAGUGAUCCCUGCUCAAGCCGGUGGGAUGAAAGAAGCUUGUCCCAGAGAUCCAGGUCCUGGUCCUAUAAUGGAUACUAUUCAGAUCUUAGUACAGCAAGACACUCUGAUGGUCACCACAAAAAACGCAGAAAGGAAAAGAAGUUUAAGCAUAAAAAAAAAGCUAAAAAGCAGAAACAUUGCAGAAGACACAGACAGACAAAGAAGAGAAGAAUAGUUAUGCCACCUGAUUUGGAACCCUCAAGAUCUCCCACCCACCGAAUGAAGUCCUCCUGUGUUAGAGAAAGAAGAUCUCGUGCCUCCUCCUCCUCCUCUCAUCGCUCAUCAAAGCGGGACUGGUCUAAAUCAGACCAGGAUGACCGGAGCGCUUCCACCCAUUCUAGCAGAGACUCCUACAGAUCCAAGUCUCGUUCACGGUCAGAUUCUAGAGGGAGCUCUAGAUCAAGGGCUAUGUCAAAGUCCUCCUCUCGUUCUCGCAAUAGAUCAAAAUCUAGAUCUAGUUCCAGGUCAGGGCCCCGAAGAACAACCUCAAUAUCCCCCAAAAAACCUGCUCAGCUGAGUGAAAAUAAGCCAGUUAAGACAGAGCCUUUAAGGUCAUCGAUGCCACAGAAUGGAAAUGUGCUAGUACAGUCAGUGACAGCAGAAAACAUUCCUGUAAUACCAUUGAGUGACAGCCCUCCCCCUUCUAGGUGGAAGCCUGGACAGAAGCCCUGGAAGCCCUCCUAUGAGCGAAUUCAGGAGAUGAAAGCUAAAACAACCCAUUUGCUGCCUGUCCAAAACACAUACAGUUUAACAAAUAUUAAAGCAACCAUGAGUUGUUCAUCUUAUCACAAAAGAGAAAAACCUUCAGAAAGUGAUGGGAGUGCUUAUUCAAAGUACAGUGAUAGAAGUUCUAGAAGCUCGGGAAGGUCAAGGAGCAAGUCCUCGAGGAGCAGGUCAUCCUCCAGGUCAUAUACAAGGUCAAGGUCCCGAAGUCUCCCUACUUCACGCUCGCUCUCUAGGUCUCCGUCAUCUAGGUCUCACUCACCAAAUAAGUACAGUGAUGGUUCCCAGCGCAGUAGGUCAUCUUCAUACACUUCUGUUAGCAGUGAUGAUGGAAGACGAGCCAGAUUUAGAUCCAGCAGGAAAAAAAGUGUCACUUCAAAUAAAAGACAGCGCAGUAGCUCUGAAAAGACACUUCACAGUAAAUAUGUCAAAGGCAGAGAGAAGUCUUCGUGUCACAGAAAGUACAGUGAAAGCAGAUCAUCUUUAGAUUACUCUUCAGACAGUGAACAGUCUCAUGUUCAAGGAGUGCACUCAGCCCCAGAGAAGGAGAAGCAGGGCAAAGUAAAAGGAUUGAAUGAUAAGCAGGGGAAAGGCAGAGAAGAAGGAAAAUCCAAGCCUGAAUGGGAAUGUCCUCAUUCUAAAAAGAGAACUCUGAAAGAUGAUCUUCCUGAUCACUCUAGAGACAACAGUGUGUCCAGAGGGAAGAAUUGUGCUGGGAGUAAAUGGGACUCUGAAUCAAACUCAGAACAAGAUGUGACUAAGAGCAGGAAAAGUGAUCCCCGGAGAAGUUCUGAUAAGGAGGAGGGUGAAGCCUCUUCAGACUCCGAGUCAGAAGUUGGCCAGAGUCACAUCAAAGCCAAACCCCCAGCAAAGCCUCCAACAAACACUUUUCUGCCUGGCAGCGAUGGUGCCUGGAAGUCUAGGAGACCACGGUCUUCAGCCUCUGAGUCAGAGAGCUCCUGCUCCAACUUGGGGAACACUAGAGUCGAGCCCCAGAAGCAAAAACACCCAAAGGAUAGUCUUAAAGGGGAUCACACAAAAAGGGUAAGAGAGAAAUCAAAAGCCAAAAAAGAUAAAAAACACAAGGCUCCAAAACGGAAGCAAGCUUUUCACUGGCAACCUCCACUCGAGUUUGGUGAGGAGGAAGAGGAGGAGGUGAGUGGAAAGCAAGUUACGCAGGACCCAAAAGAGAAAAAGCAUGUCUCUGAGAAGUGUGAAGCUGUGAAAGACAGUACUCCAAAAGUCAACAAAACCUGUGAGGAAGGCAGCUGUCCAAGUAAACCCAAGACGGUUACUUUAGAGCAUGACCCACUUGCAGAGGGGGACUGUGAUCCCAGUUCCUGCCCAGCACCUCUGAAAGUGGAGGAAAACACUACAAGCUCUCCACCCAGCACCCAGCAUCUUGAAGAGCAUGUCCCAGGUGGAGGGGAGGACGUGCUUCAGACAGAUGACAACAUGGAGAUCUGUACCCCUGAUAGGACUUCCCCUGAAAAGGGAGAGGGGGUAUCCCCUUUAGCAAAUCACAGGCUAGACAGCCCAGAGGUGCGCAUUAUUCCAGAGCAGGAUGAGCAUAUGGCACAUCCUGUAGCAGGGGGGGAGCAAGAGAGUGGCGUGUCUGAAAGCAGGGCCUUGGGUGAAAGUGGGGUUAAACAGAACAGCUCUACCAGCUUAACCAGUCCUGUAGAAGUUACUGGAAAGAAGGAGGGGGCUGAGAAGAGCCAGAUGAACCUCACAGAUAAGUGGAAGCCAUUGCAAGGUGUAGGGAAUCUGGCAGUGUCUGCUGCAACCACAUCCAGUGCUCUGGAUAUGAAGGCAUUAUCUGCUGUGCCUGAAGUGAAACCACAAGGCUUGAGGAUAGAAAUCAAAAGCAAAAAUAAAGUUCGGCCUGGGUCUCUCUUUGAUGAAGUAAGAAAGACAGCACGCCUAAAUCGGAGGCCACGGAAUCAAGAGAGUUCCAGUGAUGAGCAGACACCUAGUCGAGAUGGUGAUAGCCAGUCCAGGAGUCCACACAGGUCUCGAAGUAAAUCUGAAACCAAAUCUCGACACAGAACAAGGUCUGUCUCGUACAGUCACUCACGAAGUCGAUCUAGAAGUUCCACUUCAUCUUACCGAUCAAGAAGCUACUCGAGAAGCCGGAGCAGGGGCUGGUAUAGCAGAGGCCGAACCCGUAGCCGGAGCAGUUCCUAUGAAAGUUUCCAUAGCCACAGGACGUCCAGCAGGAGCCGGUCCAGGAGCAGCUCCUAUGACCCUCACAGCCGCUCCAGAUCCUACACCUACGAUAGCUACUAUAGCCGGAGUCGCAGCCGCAGCCGCAGCCAGAGGAGUGACAGUUACCAUCGGGGUAGAAGUUACAACAGGCGGUCCAGGAGUGGUAGAUCCUAUGGCUCAGACAGUGAAAGUGACAGAAGUUACUCUCAUCACCGGAGCCCCAGUGAGAGCAGCAGAUACAGCUGAGGUGUCUCUGUACAGAUUGUGUCUUAACUGUAAAUACCUGGUAACUUAAAGCUUAAGAAACUGGAUGGUAGUCUGUUGUGUUUUAGUAUUAGACCUCAGUCCAAUAGUGGAUAUUUCUUGUCACAUGUGCUCAGAAGAAUUUACAGUGCAGAUGCCCCUAGAAAUAUUUUUAUGCCCCAUUUUACAGUAGGCAACUAUAAAAUUUUCAUUUUCUUGAAUCAAGAAAUGGUAAAUUUGAUGUAAGUAUAAUUUGCAGUAUUACUGUAGAUAGGGUUUUCUGUAGAUUACAUUGUCUGUAGAAUUUGGGGUUUCUUUUUGUUUCAGGUUUUAGCAUCUAUGCUCCCAAACAGAAUUGUGGAGAGCUGUCAAAAGACACAUGUUCCCCAUGUCCCCAUGUCAGUUGGCUUCUUGGUGUGUGCUGUCAGAUCAGGCUAUCCACAUCCAUAUUGACUAUGGCCAGGCGUGCAGGGUGGUAGCUCAUGCCACUGCGUCUGCAGCAGUCCAUCCCAGCUGUGAACACCCACACUGUCUAAGGGCUCUGCUUUUUCAUAGUGAAUGCCAGAAGCUCAGAUAAUGACCGUGUUGCCACCCCAGCUCCUACUUUGGUGCUCGGUGCCUUUGGUUCCUCAUAUACCCUAUGUCAUAUCUUCAUAUACUGCAUUUCGUGAAUUCUUUUUUUUUAAAUUCACUGGUACCAAAAAUUAUUUCUUCUGAGCUGGGUUCACUAUGAGUGUAGGGGCUUCUUCCAAACACAGAUAUAUAUAUAUGGUGGAGGUCCCUGGGAACAGAACCUGUAAGGCUGGUCAUCUUUUGCACAUGUGUGCUAAAGAGCUACCUGAAGAAUGGACUUCAGAAGCAACUCCACAGUCUUUAAGUACUACAUCCUAGAGACACUUGGGCCAAGCUUUUCUCUCACUGUGGCAACAGUAGCAGCUCUGCCCCAACCAUCCUUUUCCCUGUUAGUGUUGAGACGCACCCUCACUGCCACCAACUCCAUGAAGGAAACCCAGGACAAAAGUUGGGAGCAGCAAGGUCACAGGCUCUGCUGCACAUAUAGGUGUUCUUACGUCUUUGUGUGGCUCCUCCAGGAAGAAUCUGACCUGUAAAAACUAGUGUGGGUUUAUUUCUUUGUUUUACUCUUUAGUUUGCAUUCUUUCCCCAAGUGUACUUAAUCACCUUAGUGCCAGUUUAGUCCAGUUCACAGAAUUCCUGUCAGGUAUAUGGUGUAGAAGUCUAUACCAUCCUAUCCCACCCAGGCCUUGCUGGUGUAUGUGGGAAGAGAAAAAGCCUUGGGCUGGAGGAUCUUACUAAAGCCCUGACCAGAUGGAGGGGAGGUAUGAAAAUAGUCUUCCAGGGCCAUGUGGCUCAGUGAUAUAUAGCAUGUGCUUAGCAUGUAAGUAGCUCUGGGUUCAAAGAUCAGCACCUCACAAAUAAUGCUGUUGCUCUAUGAUGUAUGUAAACAGCAUUUUGGUGGCCAGCCAGCUGUUGUUCACCAUGUCUGUAAAUUAGUUAAUUAGAAAGAAGGGUAACAUCAGAACUCAGUGCUUGGUCAGUUUAUCGUGAGUGGUUCCCUCCCUUUUUUUUUCCUUUAAAGUUGCCUACAAAGAAGGGUGUUUGAAUCUAGUAUUCAGUGGGAAGAAUGCAUUCAGAGCCCAGACAAACUGACAAAUGGAAUUAGUAAGAAAAGGUCACUAUUGGGCCAUGAAUUCUUAUUUGGUUGCUGUGUAAUAACCUAUCCCAAAUUUCUCAGCCUAAAAGUGCCCAUGCGUCACUGAUGAUCAGGCAUGGUAGGGUUGACUUGUCUGCUCAGGGUCUCAAGGCUAUGACUGAGGGGCUGGAAGGGUGUAUUCUUCACGAAGACUCUGGGAAGGAAUAACUUUCUUGAAGCUGGGGACUCUUUAGACUCCCUGCUGUAGGCCUUACCGUCUUCAACAGGGAUCCCUUGAAUCUUUGUCUUUCUUCGAAACCUCUACCCUCCUCCUGCUGUAAGGGUCCAUGUAACUAGAUGAAACCUCAGAGACAAAUCUCUACUUGAAGUCCCGUGGCCAGAGGAAUGAAGGACAUUGGCAGGUUCUGGGGAUUAGCAUAGGGAGAGGAAAGGCAUCCACCUACCACCUACUGCCGCCGUGGACAGGGCUUAACCUGUACCGACAGGCACUCAUGUUCAGUAGUGUCAGCCUUGCUGUUUAUACUCAAGUGAACCACAGAAAUGGCUUUUCUUCCUAACCAGGAUCAUUCUGUAUUUUGAAGUUAUUUUUUUAAUAAAAUUAAAUUAUGUUGUGUAAUGUGCUUAAUAGAAAAUGCUUUAUUGGAUGAUUUUGUAACAUCCUGUUUACUGCAAGUGGCAUAGUUGAUAUUGUUCAAAAAUGUAGAAAAUACUUUUGUACAUACUAGCAGUGUCUAAUUUGUAUAUACUUCUAUUAAAUUUCUUUACAACUUGAAAAGGAUCUUGUAGAAAUGAAAAUACAUGCUAAGUUUGAGUCUG
Grammomys surdaster is the source of this 6893-nucleotide messenger RNA. RefSeq names its product natural killer cell triggering receptor (gene Nktr). Lineage: Eukaryota; Metazoa; Chordata; Mammalia; Rodentia; Muridae. The transcript has 16 exons. The coding region runs from base 26 to 4408 and encodes 1460 amino acids. The record is from RefSeq and is a predicted model, not a curated record. Gene Ontology annotation, molecular function: peptidyl-prolyl cis-trans isomerase activity. Gene Ontology annotation, cellular component: nucleus. Gene Ontology annotation, biological process: protein folding; protein peptidyl-prolyl isomerization.